This is a messenger RNA of Staurois parvus, 463 nucleotides long. The record is from the annotation of a GenBank genome assembly. Lineage: Eukaryota; Metazoa; Chordata; Amphibia; Anura; Ranidae.
CAACUGUGUCCAAUGACACAGCAGAUCACCGGAUUGGCACUGAUGAUCAGUGCCGCCCCCCUGUGCCACCCACCAGUACCACCCAUCAGUGCCCAGCAGUGCCACUCACCUGAUCCCAUCAGUGGCUAGCAGUGCCAUCCACCAGUGCCCAACAAUGCCACCCACCUGUUCCCAGCAGUGCCACCCACUAGUGCCCAGCAGUGCCUUCCAUCAGUGCCCAUCAGUGCCACUCAGCAGUGCUGCCAAGCAGUGCCACCAGGCAUUGCCAUUAGUCUGUGCCAUCCAUCAGUGCUGCCCAUCAGUGCCACCUAUCAGUGCCCAUCAGUGCUGCCUAUCAGUGCAGCAUCAUCAGUGCUGCCUAUCAGUGCCCAUCAGUGCUGCCUUUCCGUGCCAACUCAUCAGUGCCCAUCAGUGGUGCCUAUCAGUGCCCAUCAGUGCUGCCUUUCCGUGCCAACUCAUCAGU